AUGGAGAGGAAGAGGAAGUUGCCCGCCAGGGCUGCGGCGCGUGUCGAACACGUCGCAAAGAAGCGCACCGUCACCCCUCCCGAGCCCCGAUCAGUUACGCCAGUCCCAGUACCAGUCGAGGAACCACCACCGCCGCCCCCUUCGCUUCCAAAGUCCAUUCAGGCCGGGAAGCCGCUUCCGACCGUCGAGGAUGCCCAACCCGAUGACCUCCCCGCGAAGGAGUAUCAGUCAUUUCAAGAGAGUGGUGUUCUUGCCGAAUCGCUGAGCCGGUCGCGACACAAAUGGCUGGCCGAGGGACUAUUCGAGAAGUACUGGACGAAACCUGGACGAAAGAAAAACGCAACCGAAGACCCCAAGAAUCCACCCAAAGAUACCAUGAGCAAGAUUGGGCCCUGCACAAUCACGAUCGAGCCACACGUUUUCGAUGUUACCCUUUGGGCGAUCAAAGACCCCAAACCUCCCGCACCCACCACGCAAGCUACCUUUCGGCCCAUUUUGCAAUAUGGUCCUCCCAAUGGAGCUAUGCCCCCUCCACCUACACCAGCAAAUCCGAACCCAAGUCCUGCACUCGGUCCCAACGAGUCGAAGCCGACGCCUUCCGCCCAGAGUCCGGCUCCUCCGUCACCUGCUCCUCAGCAGCCACCGUCCAGGCCGCCCUCGUCGGCUGCGAAUGAGCCACCCAAAGUGAUGCCCUCGCCGCGCACUUUGGAGCCUAUGCGGACCGCCAGUGCGACGCCACCUCCGCCACGGCCGGUAGCUCCAUUGGUCCCGGCGGUUGCGGCACCACUUCCAGCAGCAGCACCGGGGACGCCAUCACAUCCCGUUCCUCCUUUGGCUGCGGCACCUUCAGCACCAAACUCACGACCGUCGAGCUCAACGCCGACACCAGCUCCGGGGGCCGCAAAACCGCCGGCGGCAAAACCACAAGGGACCGAUCCCAUCAUUAUGACGCUGGCCGAGAAGGCAUCUGAGGACCCCCAUCUACGAGACUUGAUGAAACGGGUCGCCGCUGGUGAAGCAAAGCCGGAUGAACUAAGCAACUUUCAAAAGAUCAUUGAUCAAAUCACGGCGGAGUAUAAGAAGAAAGGGGGGCAACAGGGUCCUUCAGCGGACAGGCUAUUGGUUGACGGGAGGACAGUCAAGUAUUUUGCCGACGAGGUACGGACAAUUCUGGAUAUCGUACUCGCUACGAAUCCGAAGCAAAAGUCAUCAGAACUUCUGCCUCCGCGCGGAAGCGACCCUUUGGUUGUGGCCUUGGUGAGAGCGGCCCUGGACGCGAAACCGUUGCAGGAUAUGAUCCGACGGAUAGCCGACAACAAGCCUGGCUUCACCGACGCCACUGACCUCAAAGCAUCUCUCGACAAGUUGCACAAGGAACUCAAGAGUGCGCAAAACACCCCGACGCCUCAAACCCCGACGACACAGGCUGCCAUCAACGGCACCGCGAACGGCCAUCCCGUCAAACCAGCGGCAGCUGCGCCUGCUGCUUCACCGGCCCCGACUCCAGCAGCCCCACAAAUACAGCAUCCCCCUCAGCAAGCCCUUCGGUCAAAGGGCCCUCCGCCACCUGCGAGGCCUGAGAUCUCAGGCGUCUGCCUCGACUUUGCUGGUGGAAAUGGCGAUCGUUACCUGUUUCCAAAAUACAGCAUUCUCGAGUAUCUGCCCGGCGGACAGCAGGCUAUCGCAUCGUUCCUCAUUGUUCGCAAGGGCAGUCAGCUAGAGUAUGGAGGCGAUGCCAAGCUCGAUUACUACCAGCCUGUCACCGUUCGGAUGUGCGCUCAAUCAGCUCGUCACCUCGAGUACUUGCAGAGAGCAGUGGCACCCCAGGAAGAAGUCAUGAGGUACAUGGACGAUGUGAUGGACAAUAUGACGAGGGCGGAAUACGUCCUUCUCGCCAUGCGCUUGCCACGUGGAGAGCAAGAACCCAACAGCGAGCAAAAUGGCAAAGAUACCCCUGGCCUGAGCGGCCAAAUAGCGAGACCAGAGUCAACAGCACCAGAGCACCCGGCUCCCAAGCAGCAGUCAGUGCAAUGGGGACCUGUGACGUCCAAAUUCGUUCGGAGUUUCAACAAGAAAUGGUUUGAAGAGUGGAAGAGAACCGAAAAGACAGCGGGCAAGAAGCCCUCUUCGGCAGAUGAGGUGUUCCAAGAGUCCUGUGAGGCCGUUGGCCGCGAUCCUCUGGACAAGGACAUAGAAUACGAGAAGAUGAUUGAGCUCUUGGCGGCUAAGGACUCCGAGUCAUCAUCUUCUUGA
Molecule: messenger RNA, 2253 nt
Organism: Colletotrichum abscissum
Lineage: Eukaryota; Fungi; Ascomycota; Sordariomycetes; Glomerellales; Glomerellaceae
Exons: 2
Coding region: 1-2253 (750 amino acids)
Biological process (GO): chromatin remodeling
Cellular component (GO): Swr1 complex
Molecular function (GO): ATP-dependent H2AZ histone chaperone activity
Source: RefSeq, a predicted model, not a curated record